Molecule: messenger RNA, 1110 nt
Organism: Torulaspora delbrueckii
Lineage: Eukaryota; Fungi; Ascomycota; Saccharomycetes; Saccharomycetales; Saccharomycetaceae
Product: pirin family protein
Exons: 1
Coding region: 1-1110 (369 amino acids)
Source: RefSeq, a predicted model, not a curated record
AUGCUUAUGACAAAGAAGAAUAGCAAGAAGAACAUAUGUCGAAAUCAAUGCUAUGGCUAUAAAUUGGGCUUGCUUUUACUCGCUCUUUGGUUAGGUAUAAGAUUCUCUCUGCUAGAAGAAUCAAUUACAUCUCGUAAGAUUAUCACAGACUUUAUUUCACAAUCAGAAACUAUGAGCAAGACUUUACAAGUUCGUUCUAUUAUCAAAAAUUUCGUUGCCACACAACAGGAAGAGGGUGUUGGCGCCACUGUCAGACGUUCUAUUGGUACCAUGCAAAUGAGAAGGUUCUCUCCCUUCCUGAUGCUCGAUCAUUUCACUGUCAGCCCUCCAGCUGGUUUUCCUGAUCAUCCACACCAUGGCCAGGAGACUAUCACCUAUAUGCUAGGCGGUAUGCUUGCACAUGAGGAUUUUUCUAAUUCCAAAGGUAUUUUAUCACCUGGAGAUUUGCAGUUUAUGACAGCCGGAAAGGCGAUUAUUCACUCUGAGAUACCAGUAAAGAUGGAUUCCGGUCAGCCUGCGGUCGGUCUGCAACUGUGGGUUGACCUUCCUGAAAAGCUAAAGAACUGUGAGCCUCGCUACAGGGACCUCAAGGCGAAAGACAUUCCAGUGAUAAAACCUUCUGAGCACCUGAAAGUCACAGUCAUCAGCGGUACCUCCUAUGGAGUUCAAUCAGCGAGGGACCUGGCCUACACGCCGGUUCAUUACUACCACUUUGCUACAUCGAAGAAAGGUACAGAGUUUGUUCAAGAGUUUCCUAGGGUUUUCAAUGCCUUCAUGUACAUCUUGAAGGGCUCUAUAGGGAUUGGUGAAAAAUUGUUUCCGCAAUUCUCUACAGUUUUCUUUGAUACAGAUGGCGAUGCCGUUGAGGGCUUUUCAGCUUCUGAUAACGCAGAAUUUGUGUUAAUUGGUGGUGAAAUCCUGCACCAGGACGUUGUGCAGCAUGGCCCCUUCGUCGAAACAAACAGAGAACGUUUGAUUGAGGUAUUCCACAACUAUCAGAAUAGUAUCAAUGGCUUCGAUAGAGGUCGUAACUGGAGGUCCACGAUAGCAGGCGGCAUUACAGAGAGUGAAGCCAAGAAAGACUUUCGUAACUCCAAAGGCAUAAAAUAG